This is a messenger RNA of Cinara cedri, 12210 nucleotides long. The record is from the annotation of a GenBank genome assembly. Lineage: Eukaryota; Metazoa; Arthropoda; Insecta; Hemiptera; Aphididae.
AUGGAUUCAUACUCCCCUAAGGGUAAAUUUUGUAAUAAUGUAGUCACUCGUAAUUCAACUCAGUUACAUCAAAAAGAUUAUAUUAUAUUAUACUUAAGUCAAGUAACUAAACGAUUCAUCAUCAGUAAAUAUUUGUAACACCAAAAUAUAUUUAUAAAAUGGCUAUCUUGGAUUUUAUAAAACCAAUUUUUUACAAUAAUUCACAUUUAAUUUGUUUAAAAAAAAAAGAAAAAAAAAAGAGUAAUCAUAGUGCAAGGCUCUAAUAAUGAUUGCAAAAAAAAAACAAAAAAUAACACGUAUAUCAAUAAUACCAUCGUUGGAAUUUUAAUUAAGAGGUGCAACGUCCAAUAUUGCUUGUUUGUACAUAUUUAGAAAACGAUAUUUACUAUAGGUAUACGUCUACAUUAUCAGCGUAGAUUUAUGUUUGGUAUUUUUUACACUUUAAACGUAUUGUAAUAAUGAUGAUUUAUACUCGCCGAAUAAAUUUAAAUAAAUCCGUAUGCAAAUAAUGCGAUACAAUAUUUUUUAACCGUUUACACUAAAUUAAUGUACGAAUGAAAAAAAAAAUUCAACACAAAAUCCAAUUUACCCAACUAUUUAUAAUAACUGUUAUUCGGUAAUAUUGUUUAUACAUUUGAAAAUUAACAUUAUUGAUUUAAAGAGCAAAAAAAAAAAAAAAAUUUGACUCAAUAGGUGUGAAGACAAAAUACGGAUACUCUGUACUCUGGUGGGAUUGUACUUUCAUAUUUUGUACGUGGACCAUAAAACAUACAAUUUCAUGCGGUUUGGCUCAAUGACGUCAAGCGAAAAAAAAGUUAAAUCGAGCCGGCAAAUACAGGUACCUAAUAAUAAUAAUAUGCAAUAUGGAAGAAAAGGAAUCAUCGUGUGCUGUACGGAAUCUCGUAAUUUUAAUGCUGACGACUAUGCUAUGACGACGAUCAAGUCUAAAUCGCGGCUACAACGUUGUGUACCGAUAUAUUAAAAUAAUAAUAAUAUAGUGCAUAAUAUUCAGAUACCUGUAUAUUAUAAGUGCAUAGUAAUUUCUGCAUCGUACGGUAUAGUAUAUAUAUAUAUACAUUUCAUUCGUUUUCGUAAAUCACAACUAAUCGAGGGGAGGGGCAUGGUGAGGUUAAAAAAUAUAAUAAUGUUUUCCAGGUCGGUUCGUAUGUUAUAUUAUUAUUGUACUUGUAUAUUUUAUAAUGUAGUGACUCGAGACUUGAGCGUUCGCGCCCCGGGGGGAUUACCGUCGAUACCAUAAACCAAUGAACCUCGUCCGGGAUGAUAUAUUAUGUUUGCGUAUUUUAUAAUACACACAGCAGCUGCUGUGCGGUAGCCGCUAAACAACUUGUAUACGUAUACUCUGACAGUUUUUACCUCUUUCAUCGUUCUAGCCCCCUCCCCCUCACCUCUGCACUACACUACUGAAUUUAAAGAUACCACUAUAAGCAGUACACCUACUAAAUAAUCGUUCGGAUUCGUAUUAAAAUGCGUUUAAAUACGCGUAAAUAUUAUAUAGAAGUUACAAUUUUAUUGUCGUACUGAAAUAGGUAUAUAAUCACAAAAGAAAAUAACAUUUUUUUUUUAGCGAGAAGCGACUGCGUUUAAAAGUUCUAUAUAAAAAAAUAUAUACAUAUAUCUCAAGAGGGGGUUAAGUCAUCCGAUCAUCGUUUGAUUUCGUUGUGUGCAGUUUCUCUUCGCUGCGAAUUUACUUUAGACUCGAUUAAUAACACGUAUCACGAAAAAUCGUUCGUUUCGUUAAACACAGAAACCAUAAUAUAUUUGUUUAAAGAAAUCGCGGGAGAGAGGGGCCCAAAAGAAAAACUUCGAAUUGUUGAGUGUCGAGUGCUCGUAAAAUGCCGAGAGGCCAAAAAAUGUAUACUAAUGAAAAACAAUAAACGAACGAUUAUACAAUAUAAAUAAUAAUAAUCAUUACACGUUAUUUGUUUAAUCGAAAAAACAAAACUAUACGACUAUUCGAUGAUUGAUACGUGCUAUACAUGUAUGUGUAUUGUACAUUAACGAUAUAAGAUUAGAUUAGACACUGAUUGUUAUACAACUGUUUUAACGAUAAUAGGUCAUUAAAAGGGCUACAAUCACACGGUAAAUAAAAAAAAUAAUAAAAAAACUACGGACACUUGCCGAGAGCUGAUAAGUAAGGAACUUUGAAUACUAUCACUCGACACUUGUGGGCAGCUAUAAGCUUAGUCUAGAUUUUACUUAGAUUAGCCGAAAGUUUCGAAUUAUCGAGUCGGCUGUUAUAGCUUAUAUUAUAGAAUAUAAACAUUUUCUACUUAAUAACUAAAGGGUCCCGAUUACGGAGGCACCUGCAAGUGACACAAGACAUGGAGGCUCCCAACUUAUCUGUAAAGUUUCUUGAUCUAACUCAGCUGGGUGCAGAGACUACGCGUGCCAACUUUCUGCAGACGCCAGGCGACAUACUGCAUUACGGAGUAGGGUGCCUACUCUAUAUUUCCCGAUCCAAUGACCAAUCUAUUGGGGUAUUCGCAUCUAUACCGAUCGUAUAUUCUUCCCCACUGCAUCUGUCCAUCUUGUUCUUUGUCGGUGCCUAGUAGUCGGCUACUAAUUUUUUUUUCUAUCAUAGCGUUAUUUAGUUCCUAUUUGAUUUCUAAAUAAUACGUAUAUCCAUGUCUUUAAAUUUUGUAUGAUAUGUGGCUAUGUUCGGUUUUCCAUACAGACUAUAGGUACAGUUUUUAAUUUUGCCUAUUUCGUAUACUCCGAACUCAUAUAGGAGAUCUUUAUAGGGGGUCUUACUGAUGUAGAUCCCCCGGCACACUUUUGGAACUGUUGGGUGGGUCAGGAUAAAUGCUUCAACAUUUCAACGUAAUAAAAUAUUAAAUACACUUAUAAUAAAUUGUUAUUAUUUUUGAGGUAGGUAGGAGGCUACUGCAAGUUAUAUGACGCGUAAAUUAUAUUUUAGCUUUUGGUUAUUAUAAAAUAUUACAGUAUGUAUACUACCUACUUAUCAUGUUAUAAAAAUCUAUGCGUGUAGCGUUGCAAUAAAAAUUGUAGCGUCGUGAGUAUACUAAAUACUGUAUAGGUACUGCCGCGUGCGUUAAAGUUUCUUGUACUCUCUCUCUCUCUCUCUCUUGUUGCCGCCCGACCUUUUGGAAAGGUAAGGGGAAAGGGGGAAUUUUAAAUCUAAGUUUAAUCGCAGUUAUUAUAUUAUAUUUACGUCGCAUAUUAAACUCGGACACGCGCACGCACACCGACACCCGGUGUGUCCCGCAAGAUUCGCGUAUAUAUACAAUGAGUCCGCGGGUGUGCGAUAUUAUUAUAAUAAUAUUAUAGACCCGUCACCGAGCUAUAGGUGCGCGCGUUUGAGGUCAUCGGUGUCGACAGCCAACUGGCACCGCCGUUGUCGGUUUUUUUCCGCCUAUAUCUACUAUGCUUUUUCCUCUUUUUAAGUACCAUAUAAAAUAUUGUAAGUACGCCUAUAGACGACUAUAUGUAUAAAUAAAGUUUUGCAACUCCAUUGCGGGUGGACAAUACUAUACAAUAAUAAUAAUAAUAAUAAUAAUAAUAAUAAUAAUACAUAUUGUAAUAUGCUCGCGAAACACUUAUACACACACUCGGUCACCAGACCACCCACGCAAUAAUCCCCACUAGUUUUGGCAUGACUUAAAAGCCGACGACUAUUAGAGCUACUGCUGCUGCUGCUGCACAGCAGUUUCGGAUUCUCGGACACCAGACGUUCCGCACGUCGCUAUUUUGCAACAUAUGUUAUUAUAUAGUACACGUUUUACGGUAUAUAAUAAUAAUAAUAUUAGUACAUUGCGAUUCUCGCACCCCGCCGCCACCAUAAAGUCGUAUCACGUCCCCCGAGAAGUACGAUUAUACCUAUAGUUGUACGGAUGUAAAUGGUGAGACGAAUAUUUCGAAAACUACAAGGGGAGGCGAAGUAUUAGCAUACAUAGUCAAGCAAAUACUAUAAUAUAUACUGUAAGAAAUAGAAAUCGAGGUACUGUUGUAAUAAUUAUGACAACACAUAAUUAUUAUUUGUUUAUUUUAGGCUUCAGGUAUCAGUAAUUUAUAAAAUAAAAUAGCUGUUUUUAAUAUGUAAUACUCAUAGUACAUAUAUUGUUCUAAAAUCAAUCAAUAUUCAUGUAUUUAUCUAUUAUGUUUUGAAAGAAAUUAGUUUUGAGAUUUUGCAUAAACUAUAUAGUAAGGGUAAUUUAAACUAAUAAGAAAAUUACGUAUGAAGCAGCGCCUCACUCGCCUCACUUAUUUAGACGAGAUCUCUUAAACAUAUGCGAAAGCAUAACGGAUUAUUAUUAUUAUUAUUUACUUAUUCUUUUGAAGCGAUUUCAUAAUCUAUACGGAUUUGUUUUCCCUUUCUGUCGGCCAUCAGCCACCGUUCAAAACGAUGAUCGAUAUGUUAUUUUAACGGACCUCCGUGUUGUAUUUAAGUACGUCGCAGCUUUCUAACGACAAUAUGUUUUACCUUGCAAAACGCCAUUCGCUCGAGGUAUUAUGUUAAAAAAAUAAAAACUUAAUUAUAAUAUUUGCACGAAACGACGUACCAACAAUAUUUGUAUUGUAUUCUAACGUUCUAGAUGAGAACGAGAUCGUGGAAAUAUUUGCACAUACCAAUCAAGGGAUUUAUCAGUCUCUUUUACACCGUCAUAAAGUAAGUUCGUCGUUCGUCAGUAACAAAAUGUAAUUUAUGAUUUGUUUUUAAAUGUUUUUUUCAACACGAAGACAAUCAAAUGUUAUUUUAAGCUAUACAUCCCCCAGGUUGUUUUCAAAUUGUUUACUCAUCUUUUUAAAAUAACAUUAUUAAAAGGUCGUCAAAAUUAAGCUACGUAGAACCUAUAGUACAUUUGUAUAUUUAGGUUGAAAUAUGAGUUUAAACACUGAUAACAAAUUCUAAAAAGAAGAGUUUUUUCAAGGGCAGUUCGUAACUGUGUUUCAAAGAUAAUAAAAAACUUACAGGAAUUGUUUAUAUAUAUAUAUGUAAAAAAAAGACAUCACUGAAAAUUCUGUAACUUUUUUGUAUGACAUUUUUGAAAAACAGCAACAUUUACAGUCCUAGAAAACAAUCUCCUCUUUUUAGAUUUUAGACUCAGAGUACAGCAAGAGAUCUGCAGAUUUUAUUGUGUUGUAUACUUUUUUUUCCGCCUGUAAACAACUUUUCGAACAGAAAACUUGUUUCGAUGUAUCAAGUGUAACACCUUUUCUGAAAGGAAAUUUUAUCUAAUUGAUACAUUUAACAUGCCAUUUUUGGAUUUUCCAAGGGUUUUUUAAAACAAUAGAAAAAAUGGAAAAGUGCGCCGCAGUGUUACCAUUUCAUUGUUUUAAAUUUGUACGUACAAUGUUUCCUACCAGAAAUGUUGAUUUAAUCAAAACAUGCCAAGAGACCUUUUUUGGUAAAUUUUGAAUUUAGUUAGUGAAUAAGAAAGUCGUUUUUUAUGUUUUUUUUUUUUUUUUUUUUAAUAACUAAGCAAAACCGAAAAACGUAGAAACAAACGGGAUAGUUUACGAAAUUAAUGGUUUAUUAUUUUAAAUAUUUUUUUCGUUGUAAUUUAAGUAAAAAUAUUUUCAAAAUAUUUAUGCUAUUUUUGAGCUAUUUAUAAGCAUCUUAUGUUUGUAAGUUUUUUUCGUAGUUUUUAUUUGGUAGGUACUAGGUAUUAUAUAGAAAUCACUGUUUGACCAAACAUAAAUGCUUGACAACUUAACAGGAGAAUCAGUAUAAGUUGUAGGUACUGAGUGGUAAAAAAAAAACCGUUUAUAGUAAUUUUUUAUUUAUUUAAAGAUCAAAUUUUGAAGAAAAUCACAAAUAUUACGACCUUACAAAUCAUGUCUAAACGAACUUUGUUCAGAAUCGUUUUUCGUUAGCAAUGAUGUAUUGUUGCUAUCAGAUACAAAUUAUAUAGCUUUAUAUUUAUAUUUCGAUGAUAAGCAAUUUCGCAAAAAUAUUAGAGAAAAAUAAUAAAGUCUAGAUUAGUAGAGUUUUUGGAAAAGAAUAAUUUGUUGUCUAAAAAUCAGUUUGAUUUUAGACCCGGGCUGGGUACAAAAAAUGUAUUGUACAAUGCUAGUAAAUACAUAUAUAAUGCGCUUGACAAUAGCAAAAAAUCAAUGGCAAUUUUUUUAGAUCUACCUAAGACUUUACCUAGUGGUAAAGCCCCAGGUCCUGAUGGAAUUCCGAACGAGGUUCUUCAGCAAGUUUCUCGCCUCAAGCCUUCGCUACUUCAGGGGGUGUUCAACUUAUGCCUGAGGAGUAAGGUAUUCCCCUCUAUCUGGAAGAGAGCCAAACUUGUCUUGCUACACAAAGGGCCUGGAAAACCACCGAGCGAGGCAUCGAGCUUCAGGCCUCUGAGCCUGCUCAACGCGGCAGGCAAGUUAUUCGAGAGGUUGAUCCUAGGGCGACUGGUAGUCCAUCUUAAUACCCCGGGACUGGGACUGAACCAGAGACAGUUUGGCUUCAGGAGGGGACGCUCGACUGCGGGAGCUAUCUCACGAGUGUUGGGACUAGCUAGGGAAGCAGCGAGAGGUGCAGCACAAAAUAGGCACCUGUGCGCGAUGGUCUCUCUGGACGUCAGAAACGCGUUUAAUUCGGCGCCAUGGGAGAAGAUAGAUGGUGCUCUCCGCAGGAAGCAGGUACCUAGUUACCUAGUCGAGCUCNGAUGAUUGUUGUCGGUGAGCGGAGGGUUUUUAAGGAAGUGACGUGUGGUGUUCCGCAGGGGUCGGUCCUUGGUCCGACACUGUGGAAUGUAUUCUACGACUCGCUUCUGGAUCUGGAGAUGCCAUCUGGAAUCGAGUUGGUGGCGUUUGCUGACGAUGUGGCGGUAGUGGGGGUGGCGCACACCGGAGAGCUGCUCGCCCAGAUCCUGAACCCAGCCCUUGAUAGGGUUGCUCGUUGGAUGCGGGAUAACGGGCUUAAGCUUGCUGCGCACAAGACGGUCGCGGUGCUCCUGACCAAGAAAAUUGUGUACACCCUGCCGGAACUACUCAUUGAGGGCCAGCCGGUUGAGUUCAGUCGGUCGGUCAGGUACCUAGGUGUAGAAAUUGACCAGAGGCUCACGUUCACGGGACAUGUAGGAAGGGUUGCUAAGGCGGCGGCGGAAACGGCUAUGGCCAUCUGUCGGCUGAUGCCGAACGUUAGCGGGCCGAGUGCGGGUAAAAGAAGACUCCUGGGAACGGUGGUGCAGAGCAAGCUGCUGUACGCCGCUCCGAUUUGGGCCGACACUGCGUUUUCCAGCGAGAGGAAUAGAGGCGUAGCAAAUCGCCAACAACGCAGGGUGGCCCUGAGGGUUAUUCGGGCCUACAGAACAGUUUCUGACCAGGCAGCCAUGGUGCUUGCGGAGCUGCCCCCAAUAGAUCUGUUGGCUUCUGAGCGCGGACGGGUAGCGAUCGCUCUAAGCAAGGACGCAAUUGGAAUGGGUGUAAGGGCGAUCAAGGCUGCAGAAAGGGGGGUUACAAUCACUGAAUGGGAUGCUCGCUGGCAGCGGACGGAGAAAGCAGCAUGGACCAGGUACCUGAUUCCGGACCUAGCGGGGUGGCUGACUAGGGUCAUCAAGGUUACCCCUACCUACCACUUAACGCAGGUGCUGACGGGCCAUGGCUGCUUCCAGGCGUACCUAUACCGGAUGGGGCUGGCGGGCAGCCCGGAGUGUCUGCUCUGUGGUCAUGUUGAGGACUCGGUUGAGCACACCAUUGUGGACUGCCCUUACUGGAAUGAAGAAAGGGUUCCGUUAUUGAGGAUGAUCAAUGGCGGGCAACUCAGCGUUGAUCUCAUUAGGGAGAUUAUCUGUGGACCUCCAAGAGUAGACCUUCCACCUCAAGGGGGUGUUCAAAUAGUUAAGGCAGCGCAGGCAUUAUGUGACUGCUUUGUGGAUAUGUGCCACUCCAUUAUGCAAGAAAAGGAGAAGCUGAAGAGGGGACGCCAGGCAGAAGAACGGGCCGCAGUGAUCUAGCUGCAGCCACUCCAGUUGCAGACUGACUAAGGACGGUAGUACGACGACCAUCGUAGCUGUCGGAGGCGCCACCGACACCGUCCUUAGAAUUAUGGCGUCGGGCGGGCGGGCGGCCAGUGGCGUUGGAUCCACAUAUCUGACGCCACUGGUUUCUGGUUUGGGAAUGUUCCCAAGCCAGGAAACGUUUAUGUACGUGAUUUCGAGGGUGGCGGGCAUUGACGGCCUGUGAAGAGGAUAGACGGGUACGCGACUUCCAGGGUGGCGGGCAUCGCCGGUCCGAGAAGCGGGACCAUUGUUACAGAGGUGUCGAGCGCCAGCAGAAGCCUACAAUUGUGUUAUGCUGUUAUAGUUGUAUUUAUUAUUAAGUUGUUAUUAUUAUAGUUGUAAUUAUAUUGUUGAUGUCAAAUAAAUGAUGGUGGCCGUGCGGAAGUAUUGUUGACGCAGUUCCCGCCCGGUCAUCGAUUUACAGUGAAAAAAAAAGGUUAGGUUAGGUUAGGUUCUGGGAGCAGGAGAGGUCCGUCCUGGCGCGGUCCGCCCGGGUCGGGACCUUCGGUGUCGCCGAUAUGACUGAGAUGGUGUGCGGUCCCGAUCCGGCUCUGCUGCCCGAAGAUCCUGGGAGGAUCAAGAGGAUUUUGGCAGCCGCCCAGUCCGUGACGGACGCCUUCCAGAAGUUCGUUGAAGCGGUCCUGGGCAGGAAGGAGGCGCUCGAGCGUGACCGCCAACGGGCAGAAAGAAGGAGGAGGAGGCGAGUGGUCUAGAGCGGCGGUCGGUCGGUUGACGGCUCGUGAAGAGGGUGAAGGUUCUAUCACACUUGAACAUAUAUAUUGUAUAAUUUUAUUUUAAUACUGUGAGCCCACCCCCCCGCGUAAGGGGGUUACGGGAUUUUUGGUUUCAUUAAUUGUAUGAAAUUGUAGUUGAUUUAUUUAAUAAACGAUGUGGCUGGAGGGGCAGUAAUGCGCUAAGCAGGGCCCCCUCCUGCUGCGAUACCAUAAAAAAAAAAAANAGAUGGAGGACGUGCACGAAGGCGGAGUGGACGAGACGGCUCAUCCCCGACUUGGGCAGGUGGCUCGGUCGGACGGUCGUCGUCCGGCUGACAUUCCACCUGACCCAGGCGCUGACGGGACACGGUUGUUUUGAAGACUACCUGCACCGCAGGGGCAGAGCGGUUACCCCCUUGUGUCUGUUGUGCGGUGUGGGAGCGGAAGACACCGUGGAGCACACUCUGCUGGAGUGCGCGUUCUGGGAGCAGGAGAGGUCCGUCCUGGCGCGGUCCGCCCGGGUCGGGACCUUCGGUGUCGCCGAUAUUACCGAGAUGGUGUGCGGUCCCGAUCCGGCUCUGCUGCCCGAAGAUCCUGGGAGGAUCAAGAGGAUUUUGGCAGCCGCCCAGUCCGUGACGGACGCCUUCCAGACGUUCGUUGAAGCGGUCCUGGGCAGGAAGGAGGCGCUCGAGCGUGACCGCCAACGGGCUGAAAGAAGGAGGAGGAGGCCAGAACGAGUGGUCUAGAGCGGCGGUCGGUCGGUUGACGGCUCGAGAAGAGGGUGAAGGUUUUCGAUUACACAUUGAACAUAUAUAUAUAUAUAUUGUAUCAUAUUUUCUUUUUAAUACUGUGAGCCCACCCCCCGCGUAAGGGGGUUACGGGAUUUCGAUUGUUUUUAUUAAUUGUAUUAUCAAAUUUGUUGAUUAGUUUUAAUAAACGAUGUGGCUGGAGGGGCAGUAAUGCGUUAAGCAGGGCCCCCUCCUGCUGCGAUACCAAUAAAAAAAAAAAAAAAAAAAAAAAAAAAAAAAGGUUAGGUUGGCCUCAGAGCUGCCUAGGAGUCCCCCCGACGACGAGACCAGGGUGUUCGACGACAGAGGCACGGGCCCUGGAUACGCAUGGGCCAAGUUUGGAGAUCUCGUGGUCUAUAGUUGCUAUUUUUCUCCUAAUUCCCCAAUGGACGAAUUUAGGGAGGCGCUAGGCGGACUGGAGGAUUCCUUGCGUCAGACGGGCUGAGCGUGUAGCCUGGUGGUUGGAGGCGACUUUAAUGCUAAGUCGUUUGACUGGGGCUCAGCAACCGAGGACGGCCGGGGAGAACUCCUGGCGGACAUGGCAUCGAGCAUGGGCCUAAACGUAGCGAACGUGGGAGAUCGGCCUACGUUUCGGAGGUGGAACGCGGAGUCGGUUAUAGAUGUGACGUUUAACCGAGGGAACCAGGUACGGGAUUGGGCGGUACUGGAUAACUUCACGGAUAGCGACCAUCAAUACAUUCAUUUCCGGGUGAUUCCGAACGGCGUUCAUUCUGUCGGCGACACGCAGCAACCUCCGUUCAGCGCAGGAUGGGCGAGGAACAAGUUGGAUCAAAGGAAACUCGUGGACUUCCUCCGUGGCAGGCAGAACCUGUCCACGAUUCGUGAGGCUUCACCGACCGAGGCAGUAAGUCUCCUGUCACAACUACUGGUAGAAGCGGGGGACAGCUGUAUGCCACGCAGAUCUCGGCAGAGAGGCAAGAGGAAGCCGGUACACUGGUGGUCGGAAGAAAUCGCUGAGAUGAGGAGAGGCUGUUUGGCGGUGAGGCGGAGCUACCAACGGGCGGCGAGACGGGGCGAAGUAGACAGCGCCGCGGCACUCAACGCGGAGUUUAAGUCCAGGCGGAAGGAACUGAAGCUGUCAAUCCGCAUGGCACAGGAGAGGUGCUGGAGAGAUCUGUGCAAGUCAGUGGACGACGAUCCCUGGGGCCUACCUUACAAGUUGGUGACCAAGAAGCUGAGACGGAAUCCACCUGGUGUCGAGGCGAGAGGCAAUAAAAUGCUGAUCGCCGACCACCUUUUCCCGGUUCACCCAACAAUUAACUGGGGACGUAUACCCGAUAACAUCGAAGGAGAGGAUGGGCAAGCGGCUGCCCCAGUAACCAUGGAGGAGCUGAUGAUCGCUGCUAGGCGUUUGCCGUCGAAGAAGGCAGCGGGCCCGGACGGCAUCCCAAACGAACUGCUGAAGGCGGUCGUGGACCAAAUUCCCGGGGAGGUCCUGGAAGUUUUCAACAAGUGUCUCGGAGAAGGGGUCUUUCCGCGGGAGUGGAAGAAGGCCAAGCUGGUGCUCCUCUACAAAGGGGCCGGGAAACCGCACGAGGACCCAGCAAGCUACAGGCCGCUGAGCUUGCUCAACACCAUUGCAAAACUGUACGAGAGGAUUUUAUUACAGAGGCUUAACGGGCAUCUCGAUAGCGUUCCGAACGGCAGGUCGGAGAAUCAAUUUGGUUUCCGGGCCGGUCGUUCGACGGAGGACGCUAUUAUGAGUGUCAUUGCGGCAGCUAAGGAGGCGGCGAGGGGCGCGGUCCAGAACAGAGACUUAUGCGCCGUGAUCUCGCUUGACGUGAAGAACGCAUUUAACACAGCACCGUGGAGGGAGAUAGACAGGGCGUUGGAAGAGAAGAGGGUCCCGCGGUACCUGAGGGGGCGCUGGGUUCGUUGAUGGUAAACACGGGUGGGCCGAGCACCGCCAAGAGGAAAUUGCUAACCUCGGUGGUGCACAGCAAGCUGUUGUACGGGGCGAGUGUGUGGGCCGAGGAGGCAAUGUCAACGGAGAGGAACCGCGUCAGGAUUGGGAGGCAGCAACGUAGGAUGGCUUUGAGGAUCGUGCGCGCGUAUAGGACGGUGUCGGUCGAUGCGGCGCUGAUGCUGGCGGAAAUUCCCCCGGUGGACCUACUGGCCAGGGAACGCUGGCGGAUUUCAGAACGGUGCCGAGGCAGUAGGUGUCAGAUUCGGAAGAGGUCAGCGGUGGCGGAGGAAAGAGCGCGGACAAUCGCUGAGUGGUGCGAGCGUUGUCGGGGCACCAGCAGGGCAGCGUGGACAAGGCAGGUACUCCCAAACCCGGAGCGCUGGCUGAACAGGAGAGUCCGUGUCCCCAUAACGUUCCAAGCGACGGAGGCGCUAACGGGACACGGUUGCUUCCAGGUCUAUUUAUACAAAAGAAACAGGGCGGCCAGCCCGCGCUGCCUGCUGUGCGACGACGAGCAGGACACAGCGGAGCACACGCUGCUCCAUUGCUCCCACUGGGAUCGAGAGAUGGCAGACGUUGUCCGGUUUGUCGGGGGCAGGUCCCUCAGGGUAGAGGACAUGUCCGAGAUCCUGUGUGGACCGGAGCCUGUCAUCUUCCAGGAUAACCCUCAGGCAUCUCGGAUUAUGGAUGCUGCGCAAAAGGCCGCCGAGAGUCUGUACACCAUGAUGCAUAUAAUCCUCUCAGCGAAAGAGGAGCUGGAGAGACGGAGGCAGGCUGAGGAGCGAGUCGUAAGAAAUGCAUAA